This is a messenger RNA of Coffea arabica (coffee), 2494 nucleotides long. RefSeq lists its product as uncharacterized. Lineage: Eukaryota; Viridiplantae; Streptophyta; Magnoliopsida; Gentianales; Rubiaceae. The record is from RefSeq and is a predicted model, not a curated record.
ACGAGACAACCCACCCGUUGUUGCGGCACUCUGAAGAUAUAGUACUAGGAGGAGAAGGGGUACUUAGAGAGUAGAGAGAGAACAAAACUAAACAGAGAAAGAAAGAAAUGAAGUAGAUGUUGAUGGGAUCGCACCAGCAACGACUACAGCGACGACAUCAGCAGCAGCAGCAAAAUCCCAACCAUCACUAACUGAACCCCAAAUUACAUCAAUUAGAGUGAGACAUCAUCCCCCAAACCCCCAUUUUCCUCUUUGCUCUUCCUCAUCUCAUCUCAUCCCUUCGCAUCUGUGUUUGUUGUGCUACUGCUACUAUUCAUAUUCCAUCAACCAUCCCAUUCUACUCCCAUCUCAUGUCUCCAGAUCUGUAUUUCCCUCAGGUUUCACCCUUCUCCUUCCUCUAAUUGCUACUAUUUCAGGGUUAUCAAAUUUAGGCAGUUUCUCCUCGAAUUAUUUCUCGCUGAUUUGCAUUCCUGGACUGCCCAGAGCUCAGAAUGACUCGGUUGAAGCUUUAACGGUGGAAGGGGAAAAUAUACAAAAGGAAACCCUAGUGGAGUUGUUACUUCUUGGUCUGAAAACGAAAUGCCAAUCCUAGCUGUUGACUUGCUGCUGACUUGCGGUUCUUUGCCCUAGCUGUUGCUCGCUUCACGUUUGCAAUAUCUAUUUGUAUUUCAGAGCCACACAUAACAGCUGCUACAGAACUUGUGCUUCAUAAGUGCAUGAUAAGAACUCGGGAUGGGUUCUAGAUUUCCAUCUCAUCAGCUGAGCAAUGGCUUGUAUGUAUCUGGCCGGCCUGAGCAGCCGAAAGAGCGGACACCAACCAUGAGCUCUGUGGCCAUGCCAUACACUGGUGGUGAUAUCAAGAAGUCUGGAGAGCUUGGAAAGAUGUUUGAUAUUCCUGUUGAUGGCUCUAAGUCACGGAAAUCUGGACCUGUAACCAAUGCUCCUUCAAGGACUGGAUCAUUUGCUGGAGCUGCCUCACAUUCAGGACCAAUCAAUCCUAAUACUGCUGCUAGAGCCAGCUAUUCCACCUCUGGUCCAGUAUCAUCUGCAGGAGCAUCUGGUUCAGCAUCAAUGAAGAAAUCAAAUUCUGGGCCUUUGAGUAAACAUGGGGAACCUAUAAAAAAAUCAUCUGGCCCACAAUCUGGUGGGGUCACCCCCCUUGCCCGCCAAAAUUCCGGUCCACUCGCUCCAGUUCUUCCUACAACAGGACUAAUUACUUCCGGUCCAAUCUCUUCUGGUCCGUUGAAUUCAUCUGGUGCCCCACGUAAGGUCUCUGGUCCUUUGGACUCAAUGGGGUCAGUCAAAGUACAUGGUCCUUCUGUUGCUAACAACCCAGCUGUGACUACUCUUAGUCAAGAAGAUGACUAUUCCUUCAAGAGGAAUUUUCCAAAGCCUAUCCUGUGGGCAAUGAUCUUGCUGUUCAUCAUGGGUUUCAUUGCUGGUGGCUUUAUCCUUGGAGCCGUGCACAAUGCUAUUUUGCUCAUUGUUGUUGUUGUUCUCUUCGCCAUUGUUGCGGCGUUAUUCCUUUGGAAUUCUUGUUGGGGGAAAAGAGCUAUAAUUGGUUUCAUUGCCAAUUAUCCUGAUGCCGAAUUGAGAACUGCAAAGAAUGGGCAAUAUGUCAAGGUUUCAGGGGUGGUGACUUGUGGAAAUGUACCCCUGGAAUCAUCCUUCCAAAAGGUGCCAAGAUGUGUCUAUACUUCUACAAGUUUAUAUGAGUAUCGAGGUUGGGACUCAAAAGCUGCAAAUCCUACCCAUCGUCGUUUUACGUGGGGGCUUAGGUCAUCAGAAAGGCACGUUGUUGACUUCUACAUCUCUGAUUUUCAGUCUGGUUUGAGAGCUUUAGUUAAGACAGGCUAUGGUGCUAGGGUGACUCCUUAUGUGCAGGAAUCUGUCGUUGUUGAAGUCAAUCCUUUGAACAAGGAGCUGUCUCCUGAUUUUAUCAGAUGGUUGGGGGAUAGGAAUCUUUCGAGCGAUAAUCGAGUGAUGCGGUUGAAGGAAGGGUACAUUAAAGAAGGGAGCACGGUGAGUGUGAUGGGAGUUGUGCAGAGAAACGAGAAUGUGCUGAUGAUAGUUCCGCCUCCAGAGCCGUUCACAACAGGAUGCCAGUGGAGCAAGUGUAUCUUUCCGGCAAGCUUAGAGGGUGUGGUGUUGAGCUGCGAAGACGCAUCAAAGAUAGAUGUGAUCCCAGUAUAAUUAAGUGGAUUUGGUUUCGUUUCUUAAUGACAUCGACUGGUUUUGGGUAAUUUGCUUUGUGAAGGUUUGUUGUCUUGCAAUAUAGGUAGUGGUUGUAGAGGAGUGCAAAAAUAUAGUGGUUGAUUGAGCUGUCGUUAGUUUGUGCAUGGUUUUUCUUCUCUCUGCUUUUUUUUUUUUAAUUGUUAAAUCCUUUGAGUAAGGGGGGUCUCAUUUUAUUAAUUUCUUAUACUAGCAUGAAAUGAAAGGUUUUGUACCGGAAUGGUUUAUAUAUAGUAGCAAUUGGAAAACUUGAUGCUGUAUA